This is a messenger RNA of Rangifer tarandus platyrhynchus (Svalbard reindeer), 939 nucleotides long. The record is from the annotation of a GenBank genome assembly. NCBI's taxonomy places the organism in Eukaryota, Metazoa, Chordata, Mammalia, Artiodactyla, Cervidae.
AUGGGGAGCAAGGCCCUGCCGGCGCCCAUUCCGCUCCACCCGUCGCUGCAGCUCACCAAUUACUCCUUCCUGCAGGCCGUGAACACCUUCCCCGCCGCGGUGGACCACCUGCAGGGCCUGUACGGUCUCAGCGCCGUGCAGACCAUGCACAUGAACCACUGGACUCUGGGGUACCCCAACGUGCAUGAGAUCACCCGCUCCACCAUCACCGAGAUGGCGGCGGCGCAGGGCCUCGUGGAUGCCCGCUUCCCCUUCCCGGCUCUGCCCUUUACCACCCACCUCUUCCACCCCAAGCAGGGAGCCAUUGCCCACGUCCUCCCGGCCCUGCACAAGGACCGGCCCCGUUUUGACUUUGCCAACUUGGCCGUGGCCGCCACGCAAGAGGAUCCCCCUAAGAUAGCAGACCUGAGCAAGCUGAGCCCGGGCUUGGGGAGCGCCAUCUCCAGCCUCAGUAAAUUGACUCCGGACAGAAAGCCCUCCCGAGGGAGGUUGCCCUCCAAAACGAAAAAAGAGUUUAUCUGCAAGUUUUGCGGCAGACACUUUACCAAAUCCUACAACCUGCUCAUCCACGAGAGGACCCACACCGACGAGAGGCCCUACACGUGUGACAUCUGCCACAAGGCUUUCCGGAGGCAAGAUCACUUGCGGGAUCACAGGUAUAUCCAUUCCAAAGAGAAGCCCUUCAAAUGUCAGGAGUGCGGGAAAGGAUUUUGUCAGUCUAGAACUCUAGCUGUUCACAAAACUUUACAUAUGCAGGAAUCUCCACACAAAUGUCCCACAUGUGGAAGAACCUUUAAUCAGAGAAGUAAUCUGAAAACUCACCUUCUCACCCAUACAGACAUCAAGCCCUACAGCUGCGAGCAGUGCGGCAAAGUGUUCAGGCGAAACUGUGAUCUGCGGCGGCACAGCCUGACUCACACCCCGCGGCAGGACUUCUAG